Messenger RNA from Fusarium musae, 747 nucleotides. RefSeq lists its product as uncharacterized. The transcript has 2 exons. The coding region runs from base 1 to 747 and encodes 248 amino acids. The record is from RefSeq and is a predicted model, not a curated record. NCBI's taxonomy places the organism in Eukaryota, Fungi, Ascomycota, Sordariomycetes, Hypocreales, Nectriaceae.
AUGGUAAGACACCGUGCCGGGUCAAGCCGUGGCGGAUCAUUCGAGAGCGACAGGCCAAGCUCGGAGCGAAGGCUCGGCAACAGGCAGCCAGAGGCUCAGGAGGGCGGCGAACCUCCGCGAGAGGUCGAGUUGCUAAACCAAGAUGCUGCUGAGCAGCCAGAUGCUCCCCGAAUCGGCCCUCAGCCAGACAACGAGAUAACGUCAUUCCCCCGGCUCGAUGGAAGCUCAGACGGCGACAACCCCUCAAAUGAUGUCUCUCAACAAGACCCCCCUCAGCGUGGCACUGGCAUUGCUCCGCAGGCCAACGACACUCAGACGAAUAUCGGCAACACUUCAAAUAAUGUCUCGCAGCAAGGCGCCCCUCAGCAUGGCACCCCUAAACCACGCAGCAGACGAGAGUCACACAGCACCACAGCAGGUCCAUACGCUCCAUUACUAUUACGUGAUCUUCUGGAAAGCAACUCAAGUUCUUCAGCUAGUGCUUCGCAGGCCAACGACACUCAGACGAAUGCCGGCAGCCCUUCAAAUGAUGUGGAAAGCGCCAGCGGUUCUUCAGAUGGUGAUCCUCAGGCGAAUGGCUGCAACCCUUCAAAAGAUGUGGAAAGUACCGGCGCAGACGGUGCUCAGCAGGCCAACAACACUCGGACGAAUAGGGCUCAGAAAAGCAGUGGUUCGAAACGCGGCCAAGAUUCGAUUAUGUCCGAGAGAGAAAAAGAGGUGCUAUACCUUAUGGCUCUACUCCGUUGA